Messenger RNA from Sapajus apella (tufted capuchin), 3331 nucleotides. RefSeq names its product collagen alpha-2(I) chain-like. The coding region runs from base 1 to 693 and encodes 230 amino acids. Lineage: Eukaryota; Metazoa; Chordata; Mammalia; Primates; Cebidae. The transcript is spliced from 3 exons. The record is from RefSeq and is a predicted model, not a curated record.
AUGGUUCAAAAGUUCUACCCUGGCUUCCGAGACUGCUACAGCCCCCAAAAAUUCCUGUGCGCACAAAAGGCCGUCGCCUUUGGCACCUUCCGCGGAUUAGACAAGUUAGGGGGUCUCAGCAGGCUUGGGUCAGGCCAAGCAAGGCACCUCCGUGCCCCUAGCCAGAGCGGUGCGGGCUGCGGAGCCUACCCAGCCGGGAGCCCAGUGCCAGGCGGCAGCGGCUUCCCAAGCGCGGCGGCAGAUCCGGGCCCGCCCGGAAGUGCCCGGCGCUGGAGGAGGGAGCAAGGGCCCGCGAGUCGCCGCCGCCGCGCGCACGCGCCCUCGCGGGCUGAGUACAGGGCUAGAGUCGUAACUCGGCAGCCGGAGCCCAGACUGGCCCGCGGCGGGGGGGUGGGUGGGGGCUGCGCGGGGGCGGGAGCAGUGGAGGUGGCCGCCCCUGGCGGCGGGUUUGUUUAUCCCGGAGAAGAAGUUUGGAAGCGGGAGAUAGGGAAGGAGGGCGGGCCGGGGAGGAGGGAUGCGGUUCGGCGGAGGCGGCCGCCACAGGGACUUGCCGCCAUCACCCCUGCCGCCGCCACCGCAGCCUCGGGCUCCCAGGGUCGACUCGGCCGCCGCCUCAGCAGGAGAGGAGCCUCCUCCGGGACUGCCAGCUGCCGCCCCGCACGUCCAGAGACAGGGGCUCACUAUCUUGCCUAGGCUUGUCUCCAACUCCUGGCCUCAAACGAUCCUCCCACCUUGGCUUCCCAAAGUGCUGGAUUACAGAUGUGAGCUACCCAACCCAGCCAUAGAAGGAAUAUACUUUAAAACAGGGUCACUUCUAUUAAACCUUGUUUCUGAAAUAACUUCUUAAGUUAUUGUAGAAACAUCAUUGUGUUACUUUCUUCCACUAAGGUAGUGUUCCUGAAAUUUUAUGUUAGGAAAAUUGUAAUUUUAAAAAUUUAUUUUUACUAGUUUUUACUGGCUUUAAAAUCUUUUCAUCUUACCUUCUCCUUGGUUUUAAGUUUUGUAUGUCUUGGGUAACGACUGUAUGCUUUUCAAGUAUUGAUUAUGGCUUUUAGAGAUACCCUUUUAGAGGCCUUUUAUCUUUUUGUUGAAUAUUACUAUAGCUCCUGUUUGGUAUUCUUUAUACCUGCUUGUAUGUUCUAAAGGAGGUCAGAAUAAUUAUUAGCAUUAUAUUCUGAAUUGUGUAAUAUAUGAGACUAAACUUUACAUAGGUAAAAGCUGGCAGAUUAAAACAAUUUUUUAUCCUCAAGUAUAAAACCAUGGUUGGGAUGAAAAUAUUCAUCUCUGUGAUAUGAAUAUAUUUAAAAAAUACUCCCCUUCCCUUAACACACACACUUCUUUGGAGUUGGUUUGUUUGCUUUCGUCGUAUAUUAGCUAAAUGAAUAAAAAUAUUUAGGGUUAACAAUUGAAAAUAAAGAGGUGUUUUUAUUUUCUUUAUAACUAAUGCAGAUCUGAAGGUUAAUAGUAUACCUAAAAAGUAGUAUCAUGCUUUUGGAAUAUUAUUUUAUUGGUAUAAGCUGAGAAUAAAUUAAAAAAACAAAAAUAACAAAAUAUUAUAUUUAUUGACAAAAUAUCAUUGUUUUCUGUUUGGGUAUGUUUUCUGAAGCAAAUUUAACAAUGUUUUUCUUGUGUAAACUGCAUUUGUAAUUACCCUCCCUGAGCCCCCCUUCAAGUAGUUGAGUGAUUUUUUUAAAAAAUAGAUUUUAUUUUUUUGAAGAUAUUUUAGGUUCACUGAAGAAAUUGAGCAGACUCUACAAAGAUUUUCCAUAUACCCCCUGCACCCAAAUAGACAUAGCCUCCCUCCCCAGACCCCCACUUCAAGUAGUUAAGUGAUAUUUUAAAGUAGAUUUUUUUUUUUUGAAGCUGUUUUAGGUUCACUGAAGAAGUUGAGCAGAAUCUACAAAGAUUUUCCGUAUACCCCCUGCACCCAUACAGACAUAGCCUCCUCCUUAUCACCAUCCCCACCACAGUGGCCCAUUUUUUAAACUGAUGAAUCUACAUUGACCCAUCAUUAUCACCCAGAGUGCAUUAUUUACAUUAGAUUCAUGGUUGGUAUUGUAUAAUAUUUUCUAUGGAUUUGGACAAUUUUUAUGACAUGUAUCUGCCCUUACGAUGUCUCUUACAGGGUGCUUUCACAGCCCUAAAAAUCAUCUGACCUAGGCCUAUCCAAUCUUCCUACCUGCAGCCCCUGACAACCAUUGGUCUUUUUACUGUUUUGCCAUUUCCAAAGUGUGUAAACUUUUCAGAUUAGUUUCUUUCACUUAGUAUUAUACAUUUUAAGUUUCCUCUGUGUCUUUUCAUGGCUCAAUACCUCAUUUCUUUUUAAUGCUAAAUAAUAUUUUAUUAUCUGAAUGUACUACAGUUUUUGACCUACUGAAGGUUGUCUUUGUUAUUUACAAGUUUUGCAGAUUACAAAUAAAGCUGUUAUGAAAAACCUUGUGCAGGUUUUUAUGUAGACAUAGGUUUUUCAGCUCUUCUUGGUAAAUAUCAAGGACCAUGACUGAUGGAUAGCAUGAUAAGAAUAUGUUUAGUUUUGUAGGAAACCGCCAACUGUCUUUCCAAGUGACCAUACCAUAUUGCAUUCACACCAGCAAUGAGUGAGAGUUGCUGUUGUUUCACAUCCUUGUCAGUGUUUGGUAUUAUGCUGCUGUUGGUUGAAGUAGUCUAUAGAUGUCCAUUAUGUCCAGUUGAUUGUGUUCAAAUUUGUCAUUACUGAUUUUCUGCCUGGGGAUCUGCCCAUUUCUGUUAGAGGGUGUUGAGUGCCCAACUAUGAUAGUGGAUUCAUUUAUUUCUCCUUGCAAAUCAGAUUUUGUCUUACAUUUUUUGACACUUGUUAGGUACAUAUAAAUUAUGGAGACUUUACCUCUUUAUCACUUUAUAAUGACCCUCUUUAUUCCUGAUAACUUUCCUCACAUUAAAGUAUAAUUAAGUGAUUUUUAAGGUAAAAAUUUCAAUAGUCUCAAGGUGUUUUUUCGGCUGUCAUUUGGAUAUAUUUUUUACUGUUUUAAUGGGAAAUUCCUCUGUAAAUAGUUUUUAUAAUAUAAGACCAAAAAAUGAAAUAAAAUAACAGUGAGUGUAAAUUUGUUCUGAGAUUGCCAAGGCAAGUACAAAUACAGGAAGCUGCCAAAUACCUAAAUGAAUUGAAUUUCAUUUAAUUAUUAUUAUUAUUAUUAUUAUUAUUUUGGUGGCAACACUUCAGAUCAGUUUAAAUCUUUGUUAACUAUUUAGGAAUUAAGUCAAGUUUUGGUAGAAAAGCUCAAGUAGGGCAUGGGCACACACUAAGCAGAUUUAGUCAUUUCUGAUUGCAUUUAAGGUGCAUCUUUAUUCUGCA